AAAGUGUAGCGAACAAAUGCGAUUGGGUACUGAUGGUGAGUGUUGAUUCCACCGCUUCACACAAGGAGUAGACAGCGGACAUCUACUUGUACUAGUGAACUGCGAGAACGGAUUGUUCUUAUGUUAUUGCUUGAUCAAAAAUGAACGUUUUGACAGUGGUAUGAAUUAUCUGCCUUUAUUGUUAUUCUGGAACGUUGUAACUGGCAAGUUUUAGUUUGACUGGGGAAUGCAUCGCUUUCCUAAAAAAAAGUGGUGAGGGCUAACAUUACCAACAGUUUUCAGUAGUACACGUGAGGUUAUAUUCGGCCUUAUAAAUAGAUUACAAUAUAUCUUCCUGAAUCUUUUAUUCGCGUAAGUUUGUGGAAGACGCAAAAUAAGUGAAUAGUCAUUGGAGUGGUCGACGUUUCAGCUAAGCAAAUAGUACUGCUAAAUAGCUAUCUAGUCAGUGUCCUCGAGCGGCUAAUCUGAGACUCACCAUGGAGAAUGCACACACAAAGACAGUGGAGGAAGUUUACACCUAUUUCAACGUGAAUGAAAGCACAGGUCUAAGUUUAGACCAGGUGAAGAGGCAGCGGGAAAAAUGGGGACCUAACGAAUUGCCUGCUGAGGAGGGUAAAUCUUUAUGGGAACUGGUGGUUGAACAGUUUGAAGAUCUUCUUGUGAGGAUUCUUCUUCUUGCGGCCUGCAUUUCCUUUGUUCUGGCUUGGUUUGAGGAGGGAGAGGAAACCAUCACAGCCUUUGUGGAGCCUUUUGUCAUUUUGCUGAUACUUAUAGCCAAUGCAAUUGUUGGCGUCUGGCAGGAGCGAAAUGCAGAGAAUGCCAUUGAAGCCCUUAAAGAGUAUGAGCCGGAGAUGGGCAAGGUGUACCGGCAGGACAGGAAGAGUGUUCAGAGGAUCAAGUCUAGAGACCUCGUACCAGGGGACAUUGUGGAGGUGGCUGUUGGUGACAAAGUUCCUGCAGACAUUAGACUCACUUCUAUCAAAUCCACAACGCUAAGGGUGGACCAGUCCAUUCUGACAGGAGAAUCUGUUUCUGUGAUAAAGCACACUGACCCUGUGCCUGACCCCCGGGCGGUCAACCAGGACAAGAAGAACAUGCUCUUUUGUGGCACAAAUAUAGCAGCGGGUAAGGCAGUAGGCGUGGUGGUGGCCACAGGUGUCAAUACUGAGAUUGGAAAGAUCCGUGACGAGAUGGCGGCCACUGAGCAGGAGCGAACGCCACUGCAACAGAAGCUGGAUGAGUUCGGGGAGCAGCUGUCCAAGGUCAUCUCGCUCAUCUGCAUCGCCGUGUGGCUCAUCAACAUCGGCCACUUCAGCGACCCCGUCCAUGGAGGUUCCUGGAUCCGCGGCGCCGUCUACUACUUCAAGAUCGCCGUGGCCCUGGCCGUGGCCGCCAUCCCCGAGGGUCUGCCUGCCGUCAUCACCACCUGCCUGGCCCUAGGAACUCGCCGGAUGGCCAAGAAGAACGCCAUCGUUCGCAGCCUGCCCUCCGUGGAGACCCUGGGCUGCACCUCCGUCAUCUGCUCGGACAAGACCGGCACCCUCACCACCAACCAGAUGUCUGUUUGCAGGAUGUUCAUUAUAGACCAGGUGGAGGCAGAUGGAUGCUCCCUCAAGGAGUUCACCAUCACUGGCUCCACAUACGCCCCUGAGGGACAAGUGUAUCACGAUGGUAAACCAGUGAAGACCUCCCAGUAUGAUGGCUUAGUGGAGAUGGCCACCAUCUGUGCGCUGUGUAACGACUCCUCCCUGGAUUACAAUGAGACCAAAGGUGUGUAUGAGAAGGUUGGCGAGGCCACAGAGACUGCCCUCACCUGCCUGGUGGAGAAGAUGAAUGUAUUUGACACAAAUGUCAAGGGCCUGUCCAAGAUCGAGAGAGCCAACGCCUGUAACUCAGUGAUCAAGCAGCUGAUGAAGAAAGAGUUCACCCUGGAGUUCUCCAGAGACAGGAAGUCUAUGUCUGUUUACUGCACCCCCAACAAGGCCCGCUCCUCCAUUGGCAAGAUGUUUGUCAAGGGAGCCCCAGAGGGAGUGAUUGAUCGGUGUACUCAUGUGCGUGUGGGCGGGAGCAAGGUGCCUCUCACCCCAGGCAUCAAGGCCAAGGUGCUGUCCGUGAUCAGGGAGUAUGGGACAGGGCGCGACACCCUGCGCUGCUUAGCCCUGGCCACAAGGGACAACCCCAUCGCCAAAGAAGACAUGGUGCUGGAAGACUCCAACCGCUUCAUUGAAUACGAGACGGACCUGACAUUUGUGGGCUGCGUGGGCAUGCUGGACCCCCCGAGAGCUGAGGUGGCCGCGUCCAUCAAGCUGUGCCGCAUGGCGGGCAUCCGGGUCAUCAUGAUCACCGGCGACAACAAAGGCACGGCCGUGGCCAUCUGCCGCCGCAUCGGGAUCUUCAGCGACAGCGACGAUGUCUCCUCUAUGGCUUUCACAGGACGCGAGUUCGAUGACCUGUCGCCUGCCGCCCAGCGAGAUGCGGUGGUCAAGGCCCGCUGCUUUGCCCGCGUAGAGCCGUCCCACAAGUCCAAGAUAGUGGAGUUUCUGCAGUCAAUGGAUGAGAUAACAGCCAUGACUGGCGAUGGAGUGAAUGAUGCCCCUGCUCUGAAGAAGGCGGAGAUUGGCAUCGCUAUGGGUUCAGGCACAGCUGUUGCAAAGUCGGCCUCUGAGAUGGUCCUGGCCGAUGACAACUUCUCCACCAUCGUGGCAGCCGUGGAGGAGGGCCGGGCCAUCUACAACAACAUGAAGCAGUUCAUCCGCUACCUCAUCUCCUCCAACGUGGGAGAAGUUGUCUGCAUCUUUCUGACGGCAGCUCUGGGCUUCCCGGAGGCUCUGAUUCCCGUCCAGCUGUUAUGGGUCAACCUGGUGACAGACGGCCUCCCUGCCACCGCCCUGGGCUUCAACCCUCCUGACCUGGACAUCAUGAACAAGGUCCCCCGCAAUGCACGUGAGCCCCUGAUCUCUGGGUGGCUGUUCUUCAGAUACCUCGCCAUUGGAUGUUAUGUGGGUGCAGCCACGGUCGGUGCAGCUGCCUGGUGGUUUGUCGCGGCUGAGGAUGGACCAAGAGUCACCUUUUACCAACUGAGCCACUUCCUGCAGUGUGGUCCUGAGAACCCAGAGUUUGAGGGUUUGGAUUGUGAGCUGUUUGAGUCCCCCUACCCCAUGACCAUGGCCCUGUCUGUGCUAGUCACCAUUGAGAUGUGCAACGCCCUCAACAGUGUGUCAGAGAACCAGUCCCUGCUGCGGAUGCCCCCCUGGGAGAACGUCUGGCUGCUGGGAGCCAUCUGCCUCUCUAUGUCCUUGCAUUUCCUCAUUCUUUAUGUGGAGCCCCUGCCAAUUAUCUUCCAAAUCACCCCUCUAAACCUGACCCAGUGGCUGAUGGUGCUGAAGCUCUCUCUCCCUGUCCUCCUGCUGGAUGAGGUCUUAAAGUUAGCAGCCAGAAACUACAUGGAGAACUAUCCUGGUAAAGAGCUGGAGAAGCCCAGCAGCAAAGGUUGCUCCCUUUCUGCAUGCAUGGAGGGCAUCUCCUGGCCGUUUGUGGCCCUCACCUUCCCCCUGGUGCUGUGGAUCUACAGUACCGACACUAACAUGGCAGACAUGUUCUGGUCCUGACUGACUUGAGCACAACCCUCUCCCUCCAUGUGUGUGUGUGUGUGUGUGUGCAUACCUAGAGAAGAGUGUGUGUUUGUGUAGACAUAGUGAGUGCUUGCGUGUUGGGGAGGACAGAGUUUAACACACAAAACCUAACAAAUAAUAUAAAAAUGUUACAAUCAAAAAUUCCUUCAGAGAUUUUGUGAAUGGAGAGGCUUUUGUGCGUGUGUCUGUUUGACCAUCACUCCUGUAGCUCUGGACUAUUUUCUGGUUGGAACAGAAAAUACAUUUUCUUUUUUUUUUAUUGUUGAUAUUGCCUUUUAAAUUUGUAUUUUUAAUGAUUUGGGAUUAUAAUUUUGUCUCAAUUCUCUACAGAAAUAGAUUCCUCCUUUUUGCGCCUCCCUUUUCUUACGAGUAUACAAAUUAGAUAUUUAAAUGCAGUCCAUUGACCUGUACAGAGAUUUAACACUAUUUUAUGCAACCUACUUUUAAUUUUUUUUCUCCAUCACUUUGUAAAUUGUUGGAACAAAUUGCAGGCGGAGGGGCUCAGAGAAACGUGUAGGGUUACCUUCUAAUGUUUACCACUGUCUUCAGUAUGAACGUAGAACUAUCUCAGAGCAAAUGGACAAGCACCGGAUUGCAGGAGAUUGGUAUGACAAGGGUUUGUGAUCAGUCAUAGUGUGUGUGCAUGCAUCGUUAAAAACAAUAGUAUCCUGAAUAUGGAUCUGCAUGUUUUUUUUGACCUAGCAUGAACUUUACAUGGUUUUUCAUUUAUAAUUGAGUCAUGUCUCCCCUACAUCAAUGUACAAAUGACCUUCAUAGAUUUUUUUUUUUUAAAGAUAACUCGUUGAUUUGAAAAGCCAGUUUUUCUGCACUAGGCAGAGCACAGCUACCUCAAUAUGAUCGAUUUUGCUAAUUUCUAGGGACUUUCUCCUUACGUGGCUUUAUUGUCUUUAUCCAACAUGUAGUCGAUGUACAGUAGUAACUAGACGUGAGAUUGGCCCCCAUUUCCUUGUGCAGAAAAGAACAAAUCAGCCCUCUAGUAACUUGUUUUAGGAUAUUUUGUCUUUUAACAAGGUAAACUUCCAUUAACUUUAUUUUUAUUGUAGGCAAGAUGGGUGGGUUUAAAUGUUGCCGUGUCUGUGGCUCAUGAACAUGAUUGAAAGGCAAAAAUUGAAAAUAAAACUAAAAAUGUUUUCCAGUUGACUAUUCCAACAAUGAUCGUGCGAAAAAUAAUUACCCCAUUGUUUUUAUUUUUUAUACUUAAAAAAAAAAUACACUCAUGAACCCUUUGAA
Esox lucius (northern pike) is the source of this 4883-nucleotide messenger RNA. It is a transcript of the gene atp2a2b, whose product is annotated as ATPase sarcoplasmic/endoplasmic reticulum Ca2+ transporting 2b. NCBI's taxonomy places the organism in Eukaryota, Metazoa, Chordata, Actinopteri, Esociformes, Esocidae. The record is from RefSeq and is a predicted model, not a curated record. Gene Ontology annotation, biological process: calcium ion transmembrane transport; intracellular calcium ion homeostasis. Gene Ontology annotation, cellular component: membrane. The transcript has 21 exons. Gene Ontology annotation, molecular function: ATP binding; P-type calcium transporter activity; ATP hydrolysis activity. The coding region runs from base 477 to 3608 and encodes 1043 amino acids.